UCUGUAAACUCAUGUUUGACCUUCGAGGUGAGUGCUUCCUGUGAGGGGUAAAUGCACCACCAUCUGACUGCAUGUCCGACGACUAACAAACAGGGUCUGUUCGACGAAUAAUAACGGCGAACAUGUUUUUAAUGAAGCUUCGUGCUCCACAGAGGCUGCUGUCAUGGUGUGUUUGCCCUGUGUUAAGCCGGACAGGUUGCCUCUCAGUGUUACCACUCCGUGAACACAUCGCGGGGUUCGACCAGGCUUCACUUUUCCAUUCUCAAAUUGCUCAGCUCAACUCCAACAGGACGUCAGUUGUGCGCUGUGGUCGGCAGAGGUAUGAGAGACUGUACCCUGUAAUGCUGGUCCGGCCUGAUGGAUCUACAGUAAACAUCAGAUACAAAGAGCCUAGACGCAUCCUCAUGAUGCCAGUGAAUCUGUCCACUCUGUCUGAAGAGGAGCGACGAGCUCGAAAGAAAAAAAGAGAAGUCAAGAAGAUCAAAAAAGAGACAGCAGUCCACUAUGAAGACGACUUCGAAGCUGACAAAUACAGCCACUUCUGGAAAAAGAAAUAGCUUCUUUGUAUGUGAAAGUAAAGCACGACUGAGGCUACAUCCCUAAAACUCUCACUAAUGACAUUCUCAUGGUAGAGUGACUUACUGAACACCAGGUAAACGAGAGGUAAACUGCUGCUGAGUUUGUCUCUGGGAUUACCUUCUAAAAAAUGUAAAUAACCUAAUAAAGCUGAAAGCUGUUGACUUAACAAGUUGCUUUAAAGCUGUGUAUUCAUGUGAUGAAUUGUUUUUAGAUAAUCACUAAUAAUGUUGCUUUUGUUAAGGAGCUACACGUGACCUGGUUGAUUAAAUAAAAGAGGCAGUAAUUUUUCACUAUUGUAGAA
Messenger RNA from Lates calcarifer (barramundi perch), 880 nucleotides. RefSeq names its product mitochondrial ribosomal protein L55 (gene mrpl55). Gene Ontology annotation, molecular function: structural constituent of ribosome. The transcript is spliced from 3 exons. Lineage: Eukaryota; Metazoa; Chordata; Actinopteri; Centropomidae. Gene Ontology annotation, biological process: translation. The record is from RefSeq and is a predicted model, not a curated record. The coding region runs from base 123 to 557 and encodes 144 amino acids. Gene Ontology annotation, cellular component: mitochondrial large ribosomal subunit.